Messenger RNA from Diospyros lotus (date-plum), 1202 nucleotides. Its product is annotated as ATP-dependent Clp protease proteolytic subunit 6, chloroplastic. Gene Ontology annotation, biological process: protein quality control for misfolded or incompletely synthesized proteins. The transcript has 9 exons. Gene Ontology annotation, molecular function: serine-type endopeptidase activity; ATP-dependent peptidase activity; ATPase binding. The record is from RefSeq and is a predicted model, not a curated record. Gene Ontology annotation, cellular component: endopeptidase Clp complex. The coding region runs from base 53 to 883 and encodes 276 amino acids. NCBI's taxonomy places the organism in Eukaryota, Viridiplantae, Streptophyta, Magnoliopsida, Ericales, Ebenaceae.
UUCUAUCCAUCUCCCUUGCAUCUAAACACACUCUCUCUCGCUCUCUGUAGAAAUGGUAAUGGCAUCAGCUCUCUCAGCUCCGUUGAGUUUUUCAAUCGCUUCUCGCAACAGAGCGUCGCCUCUGCCAUUAGCUUCGCGUAGGAAAUCAACAAGAUCGACUUCAUUCUGCGCUCUGCCUAGUCCUUAUGGUGACUUGUCGGAAAUCGGAUUAUCAAAUAAAACAGGCGGGCUUCCUCUAAACAUCAACGAUAAUGAUCUCCGUGGUACAAGUAGUCAAAGGUAUGGUGUGAUAGAAGCAAAAAAGGGGAAUCUGCCUAUAAUGCCAGCUGUUAUGACUCCAGGAGGACCACUAGAUCUUUCAACUGUUUUAUUCAGGAAUCGAAUCAUCUUCAUUGGGCAGCCAGUAAACUCACAAGUUGCACAGCGAGUUGUAUCCCAACUGGUUACCCUUGCAACUAUAGAUGAGGAUGCAGAUAUUCUGAUGUAUCUAAACUGUCCUGGUGGGAGCACCUACUCUGUUUUAGCAAUUUAUGAUUGCAUGUCUUGGAUAAAACCUAAGGUUGGCACUGUGUGUUUUGGAGUUGCUGCAAGCCAAGGGGCACUUCUUCUUGCUGGUGGUGAAAAGGGAAUGCGCUAUGCAAUGCCAAAUGCUCGUAUCAUGAUCCAUCAACCGCAGAGUGGAUGUGGGGGGCAUGUGGAAGACGUGAGGCGCCAAGUGAAUGAAGCAGUUCAAACUCGCCAUAAAAUUGACAAAAUGUAUGUUGCCUUUACUGGCCAACCUCUGGAAAAAGUGCAACAGUACACCGAGAGGGACCGCUUCUUGUCUGUUUCAGAGGCUAUGGAGUUUGGCCUCAUUGAUGGGGUAUUGGAAACAGAAUAUUGAUUGCAGGGAUUAUCAUUUCAGAAUUUCAUAAUCACAGAUGACGGUGGUGAUGAUCUGCAUGUGGAACAGUAAAAUGGAUAUCCUCGUUUCAAACUUGAAGGCCAAAUUUUUUUGACGUCUCAAACGGCACAAGCUUAUUCAUGGAUAUCUGAUAACUCAGAUUCAGUGAACCUACAUGGGGCACACUUGAAUUGUACCCUUUUUUCUCUUCUUUUUGGUGGAUUACAGAUGUAAUUUGUACCUCUUAUGGGGGCAUGCUAAUAAUGGACCAAGUUUGGUAGCCGAAGUUGCAAUUACAAGAGGGAGGCUUUUGAUUGUA